AUGAAGAUCGCCCUUGCGCUCAAGCAUCUCGCAGAGAGCCUUGUGCUCCCGAUGGUGGGUAUCAACAAGGGUCUGAAGAGCAGCUAUCUCAUCCCGAGACCGAUCAACAAUCCCACGAGCUACCCUUAUCUCGUCACGAAGAGAUGUCAGAGCUCUCUCAUUCUCAAGCUGAGCAAAGGCAAACUCAUCUCGAUGCUUCGAGACAGCGUUCGCCAUUUGAAGAGCGUCUUUCCUCCUCCACCACCUCCAUUAGAGGACUCUCGCGGUGGCCAGCGCUAUCUAGUCGAGCAGCUGUUGAACCACCGCGACGUGAACGGACGUCGAACGAGUUAUCUCGUCCGGUGGCGCGGCUAUCCCCCGUCAUGGGAUACUUGGGAGCCCCGCUCCCAGCUGAUGAUCGACGUACUGGGUCUGGUCGAGCAGUACAACGUGGCACAUCCUGUGCCGCAGAAGGACCGCCGGAGAAAGCCUUCCCGGCACGGUCGUAAAGGGAUUUCAGGUUGUCAAUCCCUUCGUACAUCUCAGUAG
Molecule: messenger RNA, 528 nt
Organism: Peronospora matthiolae
Lineage: Eukaryota; Oomycota; Peronosporomycetes; Peronosporales; Peronosporaceae
Source: the annotation of a GenBank genome assembly